CUGCUUCAUUUUACUCGUCAUCAGCCUGCCAGAGCCAAAAGGCCUGUUGCAGCACAGAAAUUGGAUCCUUUAGUGGGGUGGUUGGAGGGCAUGGGGUCAGCAGAUGUCAGUGGUUUUGUUUACUGAGACAGCAAAAUGGUUUCACAGCUGGAAAGUGCAAUGGAAAGCCUGAUUAAAGUUUUCCACACAUACUCUUCCAAAGAAGGAGACAAGUACAAACUGAGCAAAGCUGAACUCAAAAGCUUGCUUCAGGGUGAACUCAAUGACUUUUUAUCGGCGAGUAAAGACCCUAUGGUUGUGGAGAAGAUUAUGUCUGAUUUGGAUGAAAAUCGAGAUGGAGAGGUGGACUUUCAGGAGUUUGUUGUAUUGGUCGCUGCUCUCACAGUGGCAUGCAAUGAAUUCUUUAUUGAAAGCAUGAAGAACUAAAUGUCAUGUCUUGAUACUGUAUGUCUAUUCUCAGUUUUGCUGUCUUUUGCAGAAGACCAUUUUGUAAAUGCUAUUUAUCUGCAUGUGACUUUGAUAAGAUGAAAUGAAAAUAAACAGCUGGAAAUGUAAA
Misgurnus anguillicaudatus (oriental weatherfish) is the source of this 556-nucleotide messenger RNA. It is a transcript of the gene s100a1, whose product is annotated as S100 calcium binding protein A1. Lineage: Eukaryota; Metazoa; Chordata; Actinopteri; Cypriniformes; Cobitidae. Gene Ontology annotation, cellular component: cytoplasm. Gene Ontology annotation, molecular function: calcium-dependent protein binding; calcium ion binding. The record is from RefSeq and is a predicted model, not a curated record.